AACAGUAUUGACAGUGCUAUAAUCAGGAAGAAGAAGAAGAAGAAGAAUUGGGAAAAUGGCGAUGGAGAGAGGUGAGGUGAUUUACAAAAUUUACAGAGCCCUAACUUAUGGAUUAUCGCCGCUGAUUCAGCUGCAUCUGCGGUGGCGCAAAUUCCGCGGCCUGGAACAUCCUCUCCGCUGGCGCGAGCGUCUCGGACUCCCUUCUCUUUCUCGGCCCCCUGGCCCUCUCUUCUGGUUCCACGCUGUCUCACUUGGUGAAGGAAUGUGUGCGAUUCCUGUGAUCAAAUGCUGCAUAGAGAGGAGGCCUGAUGUAACUGUCUUGAUGACCACAACCACCACAUCAGCAUUUGAGGUAAUAAAGCACCAGCUUCCAAAUAACGUCCUUUAUCAGUUUUCUCCAGUUGACACUCCUGGCACCAUUGAUGCUUUCCUUCGUUAUUGGAAGCCAAGUGCAAUUAUGUUAAUGGAAAGUGAACUCUGGCCAAACCUGAUUAUAGGUGCUGCGAAAUAUCGGAUUGCACUUGCAUUGCUUAAUGCUCGAAUAUCUGCAAAAUCUUAUGGCAGUUGGUCUCAGCCAUUUGUUAAUUCUCUGACAUCAUUAAUGCUCUCCAAAUUCUUGCUGAUUCUUCCACUGAGCACUACCCAGGCAAUUCGCUUUCAACUGCUGCAGUGUCCACCCUUCAUCAUAAAUUUUUGCGGUGACCUAAAGUAUGCUGUAGGGAACAUUGACACAAAUGAAGGGGAUCAAAGAGCGCUGAAAGAGUUGCAGGUACAGCUUAUGAACAGAAAGGUUUGGAUGGCAUCUUCUAUUCAUAAGGGUGAAGAAAAAGUCAUGUUAGGAGUACACAACGCUUUAAAGCAAAUACAUCCGGAUAUCAUCACCAUCAUUGUGCCUCGGCAUCCUCAGCACGGAAAACAAAUUGCUUUGGAAUUGGAGAAAGAUGGAGUAAGGGUAGCAUUACGGUCUCGUCACGAUAAGCUCAUGCCAGGGACAAACAUAUAUGUGGUUGACACAUUAGGUGAAUUACAAAAGUUUUACAGACUAACACCAAUUGCUGUGAUUGGAGGUUCAUUUCUACCAGGUUCAGCUGGUCAUAAUAUUUCAGAAGCCGCUGCAGAAGGCUGUGCUAUUUUAACUGGUCCUUAUAUCGGUCAUUUCUCUCAUAUGGCAACACAGAUGCAACGCUUGAAUCCUUUGUCAGUAUUACAGGUUUCUGGACACAUUCUUGUCGAAGCUCUCAGCAACCUUCUUAGUGAUGCAAAACUUUUGGAAGAACGUCAAGAAGCUGCUAAGCAAGCUUAUCAUGCUCUGUCUUGUGGGAUCACUGAAAAUGUUUGGAGCUUUCUAGACUUCCACAUUUUUCGGAUAGCACUGGCAAACGAAGAUUGUCCUUAGUGAGAUUUGCCUCCCAAGAUGCUUUAUGAGUAAAGAACAGAGAGGACAAGGAUUUUUCAGGGGAGGCCUCAAAACGGAAGUGUAUCACAAGUAUCAGUCCAGUGACAAUGAUGCUUGAUUGGCUCGAGGUGAUGUUAUUGCUGCAAUAUUAACUGUUAAGGCAUGCAAGAGGGGAGCUACUGCAAUUCUCCCGAGUGAGAUUGCUCAAAGAUUGAAAUGAAGAACAUGAUAAUCUGAAUGGAGUGCAUUUGCACUUUUGUGGAUUGGACGCGAUUCUUUGAAAUCGCUGGACUAGUUUGCUGAUUAAAGUUAUUUACACCUUGCAUGGCUUCUCCACUACUGUAUAUUGGCUUAUUCCCUAGCUGCGUCAAGCAACUUCCUGAGCUUUGUGAUGAUUUCAGCUUCUAUCAGGAUCCAUCUAUACAGCUUUCAUCAGAACUCUAUUCUGGGAAUCAGUGCCUCGAAUGUUGACUGUUGUUACUGUGGUAACAGGUAAAUGCAGUCAUAAUCUUCAUCGCAGAGGUGACCUAGGUGAAAAAUGUCCAGAAAUUUGUUCAGUUAACAAGUUGUUACAGUUAUGGCAAACUAUGGCUGGGAAAUGAACAAUGACAACAUUGACUAAUGCUGAGAAGUAGAGUAUACUCUGUAUUCGACAUACAAAAUGCAGAUUAAAUUAACUAGAACAACUGUGUUUUUCUUUUGUUUGUUAUAAUCGCGGUAUUCAAGCCAAUUGGCGCGCAUCACUACUAAUUCACGGGUGACGGGUACUUACUAUCUUCCACCAAA
Solanum stenotomum is the source of this 2182-nucleotide messenger RNA. Its product is annotated as probable 3-deoxy-D-manno-octulosonic acid transferase, mitochondrial. Gene Ontology annotation, molecular function: transferase activity. NCBI's taxonomy places the organism in Eukaryota, Viridiplantae, Streptophyta, Magnoliopsida, Solanales, Solanaceae. Bases 56 to 1396 code for a protein of 446 amino acids. Gene Ontology annotation, cellular component: plasma membrane. Gene Ontology annotation, biological process: lipid A biosynthetic process. The transcript is spliced from 14 exons. The record is from RefSeq and is a predicted model, not a curated record.